This is a messenger RNA of Uranotaenia lowii, 572 nucleotides long. RefSeq lists its product as uncharacterized. The coding region runs from base 1 to 372 and encodes 123 amino acids. Lineage: Eukaryota; Metazoa; Arthropoda; Insecta; Diptera; Culicidae. The record is from RefSeq and is a predicted model, not a curated record. The transcript has 3 exons.
AUGGCGCAAUUGAAAGAAAAAAAACAGUCUAGUUGGCAUCACUGCCGACAUCACCAACAUCAACAACCACAACAAAUUUUCAUUCCGCGCUUUUCAAUCGAACUACCGGACACCGUGCCAGCAGCAACCUCUCCGGAUCGCCGAACGGCAAUCGGCAACUGUUUCCAGGAGAAACAGGAAAUCGAACACCAGCAAUGUACCAACAGCAAAACGCCUAUUCGUUGGAGGAGGAGAGAAAAAGUCAUGCUGAGAGAAGCCAUCCUAACAUUUGGAUCGGGAGCUACGCCAACGUUCGGGCACGGCACGGACACGGAUGGUAUGUACGAAAGACCUCCUCCUAAACACGAACGAGGAAUAGGAACCAGAAAAUAAAUCCUUCAGUCGGAAGGGGCCGGUUCUGAAUGGGUCCCCGCCACUCCAGGAGGAUCCCUUUUCCAUUUGACCACUGUGAACUCGCCCAGUGAUGAUUGGUGAUCGAGUUGAUGCUUAUUAUGUCUAUAAGUGUGUUAUAGAAGUGAAUAAAAGUAGGUAUAUCAUGUAGAAAUGAAUAAAAUGAAUAUAAAAUCUAAAAA